Messenger RNA from Astyanax mexicanus (Mexican tetra), 1295 nucleotides. Its product is annotated as N-lysine methyltransferase KMT5A-A-like. The transcript has 4 exons. Gene Ontology annotation, molecular function: protein binding. Lineage: Eukaryota; Metazoa; Chordata; Actinopteri; Characiformes; Acestrorhamphidae. The record is from RefSeq and is a predicted model, not a curated record. Bases 544 to 1083 code for a protein of 179 amino acids.
CAAAAGCACUGCUCCACAUAUAGCUUUAUAAUAACAUUGUGUGUCUUUUGUUAACACAGGUAUCCACAGGCUUCAGGGACCGACCUGCCAGCAGUUGCCCCAGUUGCCCCCCUGCCAGCAGUUGCCCCUGCCAGCAGUUGCCAGCCGAGCUCUGCUGCAGGUUCUGAAGAGGGGGAUGAUGAGCAGCCUUCCUGCUCAGAUGCUGUGGGACAGGCAACUGGACAGCCACAGGCUCCAAAGAGGGACCACUCCCCUUCAUCCUCUUCGAUUGCAAGGAAGCGGAGGGCUAAGUCCACCUGGCUUAGUUUUCUUGACCUGUUUCCGGUGACUGUUCAUGCCACGACACCCACAUGUGAGGAAAUUGUCGGCGGUGGAUUUGAUCGCGAAUCCUUCCGUUACUUUCACAACAAAUGGAAGACAGUCCAGCGGGAACAGCGCAUCCAAUAUAUCUUGGAUAAGUGCAAGUUCAGGAACCGCCCCUCAGAGGCCAGGGUAUACCAUCGGCUCCGUGCUGAGAACUGGUCGGCCAACUGUCCAAGCGCCAUGGAUGUGGUCAAGUCUUGGCUCCCCGUAAAGGACCACAUCAAGAGUCCAGACAUUAUCCGCCAUAUUCAGGAACAGUCUUGGAAAGGACUUUGCCUGAAAGACUUUGGGCCACCAAAGAACAAAGGGGUGAUUGCGACAAUGCCCUUUUCCAAGGGAGAGGUGGUCUGCGACUACCAUGGAGAGUACGUCACCCAAGAAGAAGGGAAUCGGAGAAUGCAACAGCUUUUCGACGAAGCCUGUUACGUCUUCUUCUUUGCGGGACGUGGGGAAAAGUUCUGCAUAGACGCCCAACAUUCUCCAUGCCAGUGUCACCCACACCAGGACACGUUUGGUCGUUGGAUGAACCAUUCAAGGAGAAGUCCAAAUGUGAAGCCACACGUGUUCAAACUCCCACUCACAGAGGGAACAAGAUGGCAUCCCAUUUUCCUCGCGCUAACGGACAUUCAGGUCAACCAGGAACUACUUUGGGACUACGGUGUUCUCAGUGACGAGGGACUUGGAGGCGAAACUGUUGGACUGGACUGGCUGAAUACUUGAAUUCCUGGACAACAACAUACCCCUCUGCCAUCUCAUAUGAACUCACUGCACGCGGCACUUUACUUCACCCUGCACCACAACUCAUUCUGUACCUGUACUGUCGCCUACUAGACUUCACACACACACUGUAGAUUAUUUGCACAUUUAUAUAGCAUUGUGCAAUUGAAAUGUGUAUAUAGUGUUGCACUCAGGAUUUUCAGUCACUUGUACAC